AGCAUUCUGUUGCGUAUUCAAAAUGGCAGCCUUCACUGUGACAGCAAAUGGCGGUACAUUUCUGAGUCGUUUGAUUGGACACAUUCAUUCAAGUCUAUUCUCCAGGUUUGUCGACCCCCGCACACAGGUUGCCUGCCUUCACACCAGUGCAGUAUUACAUACCAAAAACUGGGAAAGAAAAAAUCGCAUUUUAUAUCCGCCUCAACAGAAGGAUGAGCCUCCCAGACCUGCCGAGAUAUACCACAGCAGACGUCAAAUUAAGUACAGCAAAGACAAGAUGUGGUACCUAGCUAAGCUGAUUAGAGGAAUGACCAUUGAUCAGGCUCUUGCUCAGCUUGAGUUCAAUGACAAGAAGGGAGCCAAAGUGAUAAAAGAGGUUCUUUUGGAAGCCCAAGACAUGGCUGUGAAGAACCACAAUGUUGAAUAUAAAUCAAAUUUGCAUGUUGCUGAGUCCUUCUCGUCCAAAGGCAAAUACCUCAAACGCAUUCGGUACCACGGCCGAGGCAUGUUCGGUAUCAUGGACAAAGUUUACUGCCAUUACUUUGUGAAGCUGGUCGAGGGCAUGCCACCCACAGUGGAGCAAUCGACUGCAUUUGACCAGGCCAAGGAGUACGUCGAACAGCUUAAGAAACGGACGAUCAUCUACUCCCUUUAGUUUAAGCCUCUACCCGCCAAGAUGUUGUGUUUAUGUAAAUAGUAUUGGAAUAAACAACUGGUGUCCACUGUUUAAAAAAAAAAUCUGGUGCUUUGUUCAGUAUUGAGUUCUUGGAAACAACACGUUCAGAUUCAAACAAGCGUGCACCACAACAGCCUUUCAUCUUGAUCAUUGUUCUUAUAUCAUAUUUUCAUUCACAGUGUUCAUGAUUAAUCUGUACUAAUAAACUAUUAGUAUGUCACA
Electrophorus electricus (electric eel) is the source of this 898-nucleotide messenger RNA. It is a transcript of the gene mrpl22, whose product is annotated as mitochondrial ribosomal protein L22. Gene Ontology annotation, molecular function: structural constituent of ribosome. Gene Ontology annotation, cellular component: ribosome; mitochondrial large ribosomal subunit. The record is from RefSeq and is a predicted model, not a curated record. Gene Ontology annotation, biological process: translation. Lineage: Eukaryota; Metazoa; Chordata; Actinopteri; Gymnotiformes; Gymnotidae.